This is a messenger RNA of Manis javanica (Malayan pangolin), 3434 nucleotides long. RefSeq names its product decaprenyl diphosphate synthase subunit 2 (gene PDSS2). Gene Ontology annotation, cellular component: transferase complex; mitochondrion. The record is from RefSeq and is a predicted model, not a curated record. Gene Ontology annotation, molecular function: prenyltransferase activity. Lineage: Eukaryota; Metazoa; Chordata; Mammalia; Pholidota; Manidae. Gene Ontology annotation, biological process: isoprenoid biosynthetic process; ubiquinone biosynthetic process.
GCCCCCCAUUUGGGCAGUCCCAGUGGUUUCUACCCGGAUAGCCGGGGGGCAGUGCUGAGCUGGGGUGCUGUCUGUUGAACCCAGGCUUCAGAAAGCUGCAGCUACAAUCCGUUUCUGGUUUCAGCUCCAGGAACCCACUCUCCUCCGAGGGGCAGGAGCCGCCGCCUGCUCCUAGUCCCUGCAAGCUCCCGCUGUGCCCCUGGCUUGCCUCCUGUGCCACCGCCGGACACCCCCAGGUCCCUGACACUCCCAGGCUCACACCAUGAGUCUUCAGCAGCUGCUUUUGCGCUUGCCCCGUUAUCUCGGGGCCUCGGGGCCCCCGCGUCGUUUGGGGUCCCCGUCCCUCGACCCCGUCUGCUCGGUGGGUUCCUGGCACGGUCAGUCCCCCCGGUCCCCGGCCCAUUGGAAGCAGGUGGUGUCCGAGGCGGAGAAGAUCGUGGGCUAUCCCACGUCCUUCAUGAGCCUGCGCUGCCUGCUGAGCGACGAGGUCAGCAACAUCGCUGUGCAGGUGCGGAAGCUGGUGGGGACGCAGCAUCCUCUGCUUUCCACAGCCAGGGGGCUGGUCCAGGACAGUCAGAACAGCCUGCAGCUCAGGGGCCUGGUGGUACUCCUGGUCUCCAAGGCGGCCGGGCCCAGCCACGCGGGUGCUUCGCGUCACACCUAUGACAUGGUCAGCGGGAUCUACUCAUGUCAAAGAAGUUUGGCAGAGAUCACAGAACUUAUCCAUACUGCUCUCCUGGUGCAUCGUGGGAUAGUAAAUUUAAAUGAACUGCAAUCUUCCGAUGGGCCACUGAAAGACAUGCAGUUUGGAAAUAAAGUAGCUAUCCUGAGUGGAGACUUCCUUCUAGCAAAUGCCUGCAACGGACUAGCUCUGCUACAGAACACCAAGGUUGUGGAACUGUUAGCAAGUGCUCUUAUGGACUUGGUACAAGGCGUAUACCAUGAAAAUUCCACUUCAGCCAAGAAAAAUUGUAUUACCGAUGAUAUUGGUAUAGCGACUUGGAAGGAGCAAGCUUUUCUCUCCCACGGUGCCUUGCUAGCAAAGAGCUGCCGGGCUGCAAUGGAACUAGCAAAGCAUGGUGCUGAGGUCCAGGACAUGGCCUUCCAGUAUGGGGAGCACAUGGCCAUGAGUCAUAAGAUACAUUCUGAUCUCCAGCCUUUUGUUAGAGAAAAGACCAGCGACUAUAUGACUUUCAAUCUAAAUUCAGCUCCUGUAAUCUUACACCAGGAGUUUCUUGGAAGAGAUUUGUGGAUUAAGCAGAUCAGAGAGGCUCAGGAGAAAGGAAGAUUAAACUAUGCUAAGUUGAGAGAAACAAUCAAAGCUGGCAAAGGUGUGACUUCAGCUAUUGACCUGUGUCGUCACCAUGGAAACAAGGCCCUGGCGGCCCUGGAGAGCUUUCCUCCCUCCGAGGCCAGAUCCGCUUUACAAAACAUGGUGUUUGCUGUGACCAGAUUUUCGUGACACCAAAUUAAAAAGACAUUGCUGUUCGGGAGCUGUAAAAACUGGGAACAAGGUGAUCGGGAGGGCUUUCGCGAUGAAAUGCCUGAAUGUGUUAAUGACUUUAAAAACAUAUACUAUUUUUUCCUUCCUUUUAUCACAUUGCUAAAUGAGUACUGCCUCCUUUUUGGAACUGCUGCAAACAAAAUCAGAAGGGAAAAGGUCAAGCAGCAUUCGCUUGUCAUGCCAGGAGCGCUCCGGAGGCCGCAGGGGCAGAAAUAAUUCAUGAGAUUCGCUCCUGUGACCUCAGCAAAUGGACAGGAAAUAAGUCCUUAUUGAUUGAACUGCACCAGUGAUGGCUCCAGGGCGGCGGCCUGUGGUUUUCCUUCCAGAGAGGACAGAGCAGCCUGGAAGCUCGGGGUGUCAGGAGAGGCACUACCGGUGCCGGCCAGGGGGACUGUCAGAUCCAAGACUUGUGACCAGUUUCUCAUCACGGAGUAGUUCAGUGAUUAAGAAAAAUGCGCCUCGUCUCCUUGCCAUGUCUGCGUGUUUGUAGAUACGGUAUGAAUAUACUUGGCACUUCCUGGUUUUCAUAAGAUUGGGGGGGAGAAAAAAUACUGAAAAAAAUAAUGCCAAAUAUUGGAAGCAGGAAUUAAAAGUUAUCAAAUGUGAACUUGGUUGUAGUAGGAAAAGCCUGUUUUCCUUUCUUAAAGACCAAUUUUUUGUCAAACACAUUUCAAAGAACCAAAAUUUUUUUUUUUAAGCUAAGCAGGGUGCUUUUUCCAAAGAAAAUGUGUUCGUCUGUAUUACUUUGGUGUAGCAACUAUCUUUAAUUUUUACAAGUGUCAGCUACAUAAUUGUACUGGAGAAUUCAUUGGUGGUACAUAUUUAACCUCAGGAAGUCAGAUUUUGGUCUUGAACCACAGACAUCCAGUUGCAGAAAGCAUGUAAGCCAUCUCACAGGCCUGCGAUCAGACCCGGGCUCCGUGUGGUUCAUAGGAGAUGGUUUUCGCGGUUUGCAGGCUUGCAACACGAGAAUCCCGUUGACAAGAAGGUUGAGUUUACAUAAAUGAUCUAGGUGGAGACGCAGCCACCUUUCUUCCUUGUGUGGUGUAAUUACAGCCCUAUCUGGAGACAGCGAGCCCGGCAAACAGAUUUUAUUACCUCAUUCACUCAAACACUGAGUGAAGUUAUUUUAGUUAAAUUCCUCCCCCGCAAAAGUUACAAAACCUUUUUAUCAGGACCCAGCAUGUGGCAGGCAAUGAAGAGGAAAUGUCAGCUGCAGAGGUUAAGGUAUUGUGUUAGGAAAGAUUUGAUAUACUUGUAAUAUUAUAAGUGUAUAGUUUGUGCUGCUACAAUUUGAAGAAGGUCUAAGGAUUUAGUUUAAGAGAACACGCCACUCUUCUGUUUGAAAUGCCUUUUCUCACAGACAUUGGCUUAAUUAGUAACUAGGGCUCGAUGCUUUAGAUCAGACUAGGUUUCAAUCAUUAACCUCCACGAAGGAGGAGCCCUGCUUUGUUCUCUGGGCGUGCGGGGGCUUAGGCGGGCUGGGGGUGUACUUCAGGGCGCAAGGCAGGAGCCCAGGGCUCUGGGAAUUCCGGGUUGGCGGCUGGCUUGCUGUGUGAUCUUGAGCAAGUCACUUCUCCCUGAGCCUGAAUUUCCAUCUGCAAAAUAAGGCUGAACGGGAGAAUGUAUGAAAGCCCUUCCAGAUUUGUUUUACUUUCUAAAAUUUGCCAUUUCUGACCAUCUACGUGAGAUUAAGGGAAGAGGGUAGCACCUGGAGAGGCCUUAGACCCGCGGUAUUCCUAGCUCUCCUUUGUAUAGCAUGUGGUUCUGGAAUCUUAUGUUUCAAGAAAGGCUGUCUGCUUCCCUGGGGGCCUUGCUCCUUCCCUUCCACCUUUCACCGCCUUCACGUCCUCCAUCCUUCCCACGGUGCCGCCCUGACGGUGGACUGACUGUGCGCCUCGCCCGCCCCUCUGCUGGGGUCUUACUCCAG